Messenger RNA from Lotus japonicus, 2817 nucleotides. Its product is annotated as pentatricopeptide repeat-containing protein At1g71490. Bases 343 to 2517 code for a protein of 724 amino acids. Gene Ontology annotation, biological process: RNA modification. The transcript has a single exon. Lineage: Eukaryota; Viridiplantae; Streptophyta; Magnoliopsida; Fabales; Fabaceae. The record is from RefSeq and is a predicted model, not a curated record. Gene Ontology annotation, molecular function: protein binding; RNA binding.
AGUUUAUAACAAGCAUUUCCCUUUUUAAAUUUUACUUACCUGCUCAUCACGAAGCUACAACCUCCAUUUUCUCGGACCAAAUAGCGGCUGCGGCUGAUUCUUCCGCCGCCGUCACCACCGUCGUUGAUUCAUUUCCAAUUACACCCGGUUGUUCAUUUCACUGUUGCAGUUGGUGAUGAAGGUUUGGGUAAAAGUACUCACUGCUUUCAAAUCCCUCGUUUAACACUCGAUGUUGGAAGAACCUUUCUCCGCGAAACAGUUGCUACAAAACCACACCAAUCAAAUGUUCAUGUUGUUGAAGACAUGUGUUCAUGAUCACAACCCACUUUCCAUCUUCAGUUUAUGCCAUCUUCCAGAGACCUCUUCUUGUCUAAGCUCCAGAAGUGUAUCCCAAAAUCAUGGAAACAACAACAACCCACCAAACCCUUUCACAAACCACUUGUGUCUGAGUUUGAUAAUGGUGAAUCUAUACUUGGUGUUCUUCUUGCAUCCUUCAAGGAUUUUUUAACUCAUGGGCACUUGUCAAAUGCAGUCAAAACGUUCAUUCACAUACAGCAUCAUGCAGCUUCUCCUGGGUUUUCCCAUAUUGUCUCGCGCCCCAUUAGCUCUCUUCUCUUGGGUUGCAUCAAAGUUAAGUCUCUUUCACAGGGGAAGCAGCUUCAUGCCCAUGUUAUUCAACUGGGUUUUGAUCAAAAUCAUGUAUUGGUUUCUAGGCUUUUUCAUUUUUAUACAAGAUUCAAUCUACUUGAUGAUGCUUGUACUGUCACUGAGAGCUCUAAUAGUUUGGACCCUUUGCAUUGGAACAUGCUUAUCUCAUUGUAUGUUAGAAAUGAGCUCUUUGUGGAGGCUCUUUCUGUUUAUAAGAAAAUGUUGAGGAAGAAUGUUAAACCAGAUGAAUUCACUUACCCAUCUGUUCUCAAGGCUUGUGGUGAAUUGUUAGAUUGUGCUACAGGUGUGGAGGUUUGCAAGGCUAUUGAAACUGGCUCCAUGGAGUGGAGCUUGUUUGUGCACAAUGCACUGGUCUCCAUGUAUGGUAGGUUUGGGGAACUGGAGGUUGCUCGCCACUUGUUUGAUAAUAUGCCGGAAAGAGAUGCUGUUUCUUGGAACACUAUCAUCAGCUGUUAUGCCUCUAGGGGAAUGUUGGUGGAGGCAUUUCAGCUAUGUGAUAGGAUGCAAGAGGAGGGUAUUAAAGAGAAUAUUAGAAUAUGGAACACCAUGGCUGGAGGGUGCUUACGUUCAGGCAAGUUCAUCGGGGCACUUAAUCUGCUUUCUCAGAUGAGAACAAGCAUUCAUUUGGACCAUGUUGCAAUGGUUGUUGGAUUGAAUACAUGCUCUCAAAUUGGAGCCCUUAAAUUGGGAAAGGAGAUUCACGGUCAUGCUGUAAGAACUUGCUUUGAUGUUAUUGACAACGUAAGAAAUGCAUUGAUCACAAUGUAUUCCAGGUGUGGAGACCUUGGUCAUGCAUAUAUGUUGUUUCAUAGAAUGGAAGAGAAAGGUUUGAUCACUUGGAACGCCAUGCUCUCGGGAUUUGCUCACAUGGGCCGAGCUGAGGAAGUCUCCUUCCUUUUUCGGCAAAUGGUACACAAGGGUAUUGAACCUAAUUACAUGACCAUUGCAAGCGUUCUUCCCCUUUGCGCUCGCAUAGCGAAUCUCCAGCAUGGUAAAGAGUUCCAUUGCUACAUCAUGAAGCGUGAACAGUUUAAAGACGACUUAUUAUUGUGGAACAUUCUGGUGGACAUGUAUGCAAGGUCUGGCAAAGUUUUAGAAGCCAAAAGAGUGUUUGAUUCAUUGAGUACACGAGAUAAAUUCACAUACACUUCCAUGAUUAGGGGAUAUGGUAUGAAGGGAGAAGGGAAAAUAGCUCUGAAACUAUAUGAAGAGAUGCUCAAGUUUAAGAUUAAUCCUGAUCAUGUAACUAUGGUUGCAGUUCUAACGGCCUGUAGUCAUUCUGGUCUUGUAGCACAAGGGGAUUUUCUCUUUAAAAAGAUGACAGAGGUUUUUGGAAUAACUCCAAGAAUUGAGCACUAUGCCUGCAUGGCUGAUCUUUAUGGGAGGGCUGGUUUUCUGAAUAAAGCAAAGGAGAUUAUCACAAGGAUGCCAUACACACCAACACCGGCGAUGUGGGUGACUCUCAUCAGAGCUUGUCAAAUCCAUGGAGAUACAAUGAUGGGGGAAUGGGCUGCAGGGAAGUUGCUAGAAAUGAAGCCUGAUCAUCCAGGCUAUUACUUGUUGAUUGCGAAUAUAUAUGCUGCUGCUGGUUGUUGGAGCAAACUAGAACAAGUGAGAACUUAUAUAAGGAAUCUGGGUGUGAAAAAAGCCCCUGGUUGUGCUUCGGUUGAUGAUGGUAGUGAGCUUUCUCCAUUUUUAGUGGGGGACACUUCCAACCUUCAUGCCGGUGAGAUUUACCCCUUGAUGGAUGGAUUGAAUGAACUAAGGAAAGAUGCUGGUUAUAAACGUAGUGAGGAGUUUUCAUCUGAGGAAGAUGUUGAGAUGAAUGUUGCAGGGAAUGUAUACUGAAUAGAAGUUAAACAUAUGAUCAUAGAUAGCUAUUCUUGUAAAUUUAAGAGAUUGUUAUUACAAUCCAAAACGCAAGGCCUAAAAAGCAGAAAUUUACUUAAUCAAUUGCUAGAUCAAGGAGCAUAAUUGGAUUCUACUCAGUAAAACUAUCAUGAAAAGUUUAUGCACAUUGUAGCUCACUACUCUGUUCCUAAACGCCAGCCAUUUCAUUUACAAGCUACCCUUUUACAUUGCUAGAGAUAAAACGACGAGUGAACAUAAAGCAGGUCUGUGUCUAUAUACUGCUUGAGAUUUGAUUAU